This is a messenger RNA of Moneuplotes crassus, 1381 nucleotides long. Lineage: Eukaryota; Ciliophora; Spirotrichea; Euplotida; Euplotidae. The record is from the annotation of a GenBank genome assembly.
AUGAGUUUAAAUCUUAAUUUAUCAGAGGCUGAUACAACGAGGAAUAGCAUCACUGAGAAUACUCCUGCAAAUGAAGAUAUUUUCCGAACUAGACGAAGCAGUUAUAAUGGUAGCUCAGUAACGAGAGCAACUAAAAAUUUACAAAAAUUUAUUCAUGAGCACAACAGAUGGAAAGAUAAAGUUGAUGAGUUGAACACAAAGAAAACUAUUUUUAAAAUUAUUAAAAGAAGGUUAUCAGUCCAGAGCACUUCUUUCGAAAAUAGCCAAAAUUUUACUGUAAACAAGCAGACGCUUCGAUUGCCCAAGAGAUCGGGACUUCUAAACAGGCUCAAGCUUAAUACUUCCGUAAAAUUCCGUAAUAAAGACCAGAAAUAAAUUCGAUAAACUAAAAUACUGAAAGGAUUUGACCAAUCUGUUCCUCAAACAUUCAGUCAAAGACAAGUUCCAUAGAGCAGCCAUAAAGAUCCAGAAGGCAUGGAGAGGAAGAAAGAGUCGUAUCUUCAUCCAAUGCAUAGCACGGGUGCAACACAAAGCAGCUACUACUAUCCAAGACUGAUGGAGGAAGUACUGGUCCUAUAAAAUGCAGGUUAAAAAAUGGGAAGGCACUGAUGAGCCCAAGUAACAACAUGUUAUAAUCUUUAGUCAUACUGUUACAAAAAUGCCGAAGAGAACCUUCAGUCAUAUCCAUAUUUUCUCCCAUUUCAGUAAGCUAAUAUUCAAGAUGAAGGAGAAGAAGGAGGCCUCUUUGGUCAUGGUUCAGAAGUACAUGAGAGGGCUUGCUGAAUACAAGAAGCAUGAAAAAUACAGAGCACAAGGCAAACUCAGUAAUUUUAAAUUAAUGAUUAUUAGAAAGCAUUUCCAAGAAUUUGAACUGGCUCAAAUAAAUAUGAAAUUCGGAAGAAUAAAAAAUUUAGAAUGGACAGACUUAACCAAAUCUUUGAUGAAAAGAAUUUGAUGAGGUGACACCAGCGGAACCAGACUUCCAUGAAAGAGGAGAAAAGUUGUCCUGAGGCUUAUAAGCAGCUAUAUUUCCGCAUGAAUCCAAAGAACAGUUUCCAUUUAAUACCUCUAGACGACGAUUUGACGUCCAUUAAGCCUCCCAGAAGCCCACUAAGGAGAGCUAUGCAUUGGAAGUUCUCAAUAACUUCAGGCACAAAAAUUGAGGAGAGAAGUAUAUCUAACCUGAGCGAUGUUUAUUCAGAUUCCUCUGAAGAUUUCUUCAAGUCAUCAAACACCUCUGGAAUAAAUUUGCUUGAAAUCAAACCCACAAGUCUUUGAAAGAAGCAAAAUAGCACACAGAAUUAACUCAAACUCGAAUUAGUCGCUAUUGCUUAGAUAUUUCAGUAGCAUAAUAAUCGCCCUUUAGCUCAAAAUUACCUCA